Paramecium tetraurelia is the source of this 429-nucleotide messenger RNA. RefSeq lists its product as uncharacterized. The record is from RefSeq and is a predicted model, not a curated record. The transcript has a single exon. NCBI's taxonomy places the organism in Eukaryota, Ciliophora, Oligohymenophorea, Peniculida, Parameciidae.
AUGUAAAGUUUACACAUAUUAUGGAUUGAUAGCCAAAGUUUCAUUAAAAUUCUUAAUGCAUUUUAAGUAUCCCCCAUAGUGAAUAUCCUCAAAAGAUAGAAUAGACAUUCUUCAAAUUUUUCAUCACCUAUUUUAUUUGUAAUUAAUUUCGCAUUUUCCCCUAGUUUAUCACCUUUCUUUCAUUACUAUUUCAUCACAUUUUAUUUCAUCCCCUAUUUUAUCAUAUGUAUUUCAUCAAAUAUAUCAUAAACUAUUUUAUAAUUAAUUUAGGUGAUAUAACUGAAUAAACAUGAUAUAAAAUAAGAGAUGUUAUUGGGGAUGGAUUCAGAAAUACAAUUGGGUAAAUUAAAAAGAUGGAAUGUGAUUCAGAAUAUCAUUUUAAAAAAGUCAUUAGAAAAAAUUGGGGAUGAAAUAGGGGGAUAAAUAUGA